This is a messenger RNA of Fusarium poae, 3210 nucleotides long. RefSeq lists its product as uncharacterized. Lineage: Eukaryota; Fungi; Ascomycota; Sordariomycetes; Hypocreales; Nectriaceae. The record is from RefSeq and is a predicted model, not a curated record. Bases 1 to 3210 code for a protein of 1069 amino acids. The transcript is spliced from 3 exons.
AUGACUGUGCCACGCGACAUUCAACAUACUGAAGCUCCAGCUCCAGGCGGCGCUUCAACAUGCCUUUCUAAACAACCUCAUGGCGAGAACAGCGUUUUGAUCAAAUUAAUCGAAAAAAUCGCUGAAGAAGAUCCAGAAAGGCCAUUUGUGUUGAUGCCAUCAUCCGACAAGGCUCAAGAUGGUUGGAAACCCGUCACCUUUCUCCAACUAAACAACGCCAUCAAUUAUCUCGCCUACUCACUUUCAAACACCAUCACCAGAUCACCUGACGAUGAAGAAUUUCCCACUAUUGCCUACAUCGGCUCCAACGAUAUACGUUACGCGAUAAUCGUUUUUGCGUGCAUCAAAGCUGGAUUCAAAGCCCUCUUCAUUUCGCCUCGCAACACAACUGCUGUUCAGCUCUCGCUCUUUGAAAACACGCGUUGCCAUGUCUUGUACUGCACCGAGUUAAUGAAAGCGAUGAUGGAACCCUGUCUGGAUCAGCGCCGCAUGCAGGUUUGCGUUAUCGACAGUCUGGACCAUUUACUCAACGCGAGCACUUUAUCAUUUCCUUAUGACAGAUCCAUCGAUCAAUCUCGCUGGGAUCCCCUCGUUGUUCUGCACACUAGCGGAUCAACGGGAAUUCUCAAACCAAUCCUUGUGCGACAGGGAACAUUUUAUGCUUUUGAGAAUAUGCUACGAAAAGGCCCACACCAAGGUUGUCCCUUUGCUCUGGCAGAUUGGGGAGAAAAGGGAGUCAAAGCUCUUCUCUCAAUGCCAAUGUUUCACGGUGCUGGUGUUUACGCGACGAUAUCGAGCAUCUUCACUGGUAGCACCACUGUUAUGCCGAUUAUGAACAAACCCUUGAGUGCUGAAUCAGUGUUGGAAAGUCUAGAGUAUUCUGGUGCUCAAGGUGUCGUUCUACCCCCCUCAAUCGUUGAAGGUAUCGCGGCCUCCGAGAAGGGCAUUGAGGCAUUGACUAAACUUGAGUUCUUGAAGUUUGCAGGAGGUAAUUUAUCUCCCGCAGUUGGGGAUGCGUUGGUAGAAAGAGGUAUAAAGCUCGGCAGUCUCAUUGGAUCGACAGAAGCAUUCCCAUAUGCACUGCAUUCCCCAAUCGACCCGAAGCUCUGGCAAUACUUCGUCUUUGAUAGCGAAACCAUGGGAAUCGAUUGGCGUCCAUGUGGACCAAACGAGUAUGAACAGGUCAUCUGCCGCAAAGACCCAUCGGACCCCGGAAAUCAAGCCAUUUUCUAUGUAUUCCCUGAGCUCUCAGAGUGGGACACAAAAGACAUCUUCCGGCCUCACCCUACAUUGAAAGAUCACUGGCUUCACGUAGGCCGUGCGGAUGAUAUCAUUGUCUUCUCCAACAGCGAGAAAUUGAAUCCCGUUUCUAUUGAGGCUGCCGUCUCUGGCCAUCCACUCGUCAAGGGAGCCCUUGUCGUGGGUCAGAUGAAGUUUCAGGCAGCUCUGAUCAUUGAGCCGGUUGAUGAGGCUGUACCGAAGAACGAGAACGAAGCCCAAGCCUUCAUUGAUCAAAUCUGGCCUGUGAUUGAAAGGGCCAAUUCUGAAACGGUGGCCCAUGGACGAAUCACCAAGAACCUUGUUGCUAUCGCGGACCCCUCAUUGCCCUUCUUUCGAGCCGGCAAAGAGACGGUCCAACGAGCAUCCACUAUCGCGCUGUACAAGGACUUUAUCGAGUCUUUGUACGAAAAGGCUGAGGUUGAAGAAGGUGACGCCGAUUCGGUUGUUCUCAAUCUUGACAAUGAAGCAAAUCUUGCCCAGUCUAUCAUUUCAGCAUUUCAGACCAAGCUUGGAGUCGACAGUCUGGAACCCGCCACAGACUUUUUCUCUGCAGGAAUGGACUCGUUGCAGAUCAUGACUGCUACCAAGAUUUUCAAGGCCGCGCUUCGUUCAGAAAACAUCGAGACAACGGCAUUUGUGCCCCAAGUACUCUAUCGAUAUCCUACGGCCCAAAAACUCUCACGACACAUUCUCGCUAUUCGAGAUGGUUCCGUAGAUCACGAUUCUAUGACAAAGGAGAUCGCUGAAACCGAGAGACUUGUGAGCAAGUAUACUGAGAAUCUUCCUGCUUCUAAAGCCAACAAGACGUCCCCUGAGGAGCACAAUCAAACCAUUAUUCUCACUGGAACCACCGGCUCUUUGGGCGCCUACAUACUCGACACUCUCUGCAGACUCCCUACUGUAAAGACGAUCAUCGCUCUUAACCGUGCCGACGACGGUGGUGCGUCCCGACAGCCAUCGACCAACGAAAGUCGUGGCCUGACCCAAGACUUUUCCAAAGUGGAAUUCCUCCACGCAGACUUGUCUUUGCCAGACUUGGGUCUUGGCAAAUCCAAGUACGACAACCUUCUCGGGAGUGUCGAUCGUAUCAUCCACAACGCAUGGCCAGUGAACUUCAACAUCAGCGUAUCAUCGUUUGAGAGUUCUAUUCGUGGCGUCCGUCAUCUUGUCGACUUUUCCGCUGCGGCAGACAAGGAUGUGCCCAUUGUUUUCAUUUCGAGCAUUGGUACAGCAGAUGGCUGGAGUUCCUCUGACAAGGUUCCUGAAGAGGCACUCAAUGACAUAACUUUACCUCGGAUGGGCUACGGCCGCUCCAAGCUUGCUGCAAGUCUGAUACUGGAUGCGGCUGUUGAAAAGUCUGGUAUUCAUGCUGCUUCAGUGAGAGUCGGACAAAUUGCAGGACCAAGAGCUAAGACGGGUAUGUGGAAUCGACAGGAAUUCAUCCCAAGUUUAAUUGCAAGUUCGGUUUAUCUAGGAGUUUUACCCGAUUCUCUUGGACCUCAGCAAGAAAUCACAUGGACACCAAUUGAGGAUGUCUCGGGUCUAAUUUUAGACAUCGCUGGCAUUACGGCUCCCAAGUCCGUAACAGACAUUUGUGGAUAUUUUCAUGGUGUGAACCCUUCAAUCGCGGACUGGUCUGAUAUUGCGCCUGCAGUGAAGAACUUUUACAGGGAUGGGAUGAAGAUUGUCAGUUUGGAGGAGUGGGUUGACAAGUUGGAAGCUAGUGCAAAGGACAAGAACUUGUAUUUAGACAGGAACCCUGGUGUCAAGCUAAUCGAUACGUACCGUGGACUGUUGGAGGCUAAGAAGGCGGGUAAGGUUCUGAGGUUUUCCAUGGAACGGACUAAAAGCCACAGUCCAACGAUCCGAGAGGCUGGACCAGUCACUCCGGAUCUGAUGAUCAAUUGGUGUCGCCAGUGGGGGUUUUAA